CGAUGAGAACUUUUCUAAACUAAAAAAUGAAAAUCGUAUCAGUUCUUUGAUACAUUUAAUAUGGGUUAGCAUCACAAAACAUAUUAGUUCCUUAUAUAUUGAGUCAAAGACUGAUAUUCAUGAAUCAGCGAACUAAUAUUGAGUCUAUAACUAAUAUUAAUGUAUUUACUUGUCCUCACUUUAAGAAAAGUUCUGAAAUGAAUCAUCUCCGAAAUUUGGUAUCCCUAGAAUUAUUCAUAAUUGUGACAAAAUAGGAACCUAACCUGACCAUAGUUGGUUGGAAGAUUUUGUCCUUUGCAUAGUUGGUUGAUUUAUGAAUGUUUAAAAGAUAAUGGUAAUGACAAAACUGGUCGGCUGCCAAAACACUUUCUAACUCUUGCAUUGGUGCUCUGUUGUCAUUUAUCUGUGAUAUUUUUUGCCUAUUAAUGAGUUGUGAGAGAGAGGGAGAAUCAUAGUUGAAGAAGUGUAAUCUAUGAGUGAGGGAAACACUGCCUCCGCCACCACAGGCGCUCCUCCUUUCUAUGAAGUGGAGGAGUGCCGCGGCGUUCUUCGAGUCUACAGCGACGGCUCCAUAUGGCGCUCCGAAAACCCGAGCUUCCACGUGGAUGUGCGAGACGACGGCUCCGUGCUAUGGAAGGAUGUCGUCUUCGACCACGCGCACAACCUCCAGCUCCGCCUCUACAAGCCGGCUAACCCGUCCUCGCCCAAGCUCCCGAUCUUCUACUACAUCCACGGCGGCGGCUUCUGCAUCGGCUCCCGGACAUGGCCCAAUUGCCAGAACUACUGCUUCGGGCUGGCUUCCCAGCUCCAGGCCCUAGUCGUCGCACCCGACUAUCGGCUGGCCCCCGAGAACCGGCUCCCUGCGGCCAUCGAGGACGGCUACUCGUCCCUGGAGUGGCUCCGGGGCCAAGCCACGGCUGAGGAGCCGGAUAGAUGGCUCACGGACGUGGCGGACUUCAGCCGCGUGUUCAUCUCGGGUGACUCAGCCGGUGGGAACAUUGCGCACCACUUAGCCGUUCGGGUUGGAGCCGAGUUAGGGUGGCUGGGUCCUGUCCAAGUGAGAGGAUAUGUGUAUUUGGCUCCAUUUUUUGGUGGGACUGUGAGGACUGAGUUUGAGGCUAAUGGACCAAAGGAUGCAUUCCUUAACCUUGAGCUCAUUGACAGGUUUUGGAGAUUGUCAAUCCCAGUUGGAGAAACAACAGACCAUCCACUAGUGAAUCCUUUUGGGCCUAGCAGCCCAAAUCUUGAAACAAUGGAUUUGGGCCCAAUUCUGUUAAUUGUUGGGAGCUGCGAUCUGCUGCGGGAUAGAGCAGUGGAGUAUGCUAAUAGGCUAAAGAAAUGGGGAAAGAAGAUUGAAUAUGCGGAGUUUGAAGGGCAGCAACAUGGUUUCUUCACCAUCGACCCUUUCUCAGACCCGUCUCAGCAACUAAUGCUCCUUAUCAACAAAUUCAUUGCACACAAUUCUCUCUAGUCACUUAUUUCCUAUGUCUUUCUUCUAUCACUUUGUUGUGUGAUUUGAGUUUUUACUUUUUGAGCUUUGUAAAAGAUUUGAUGUUGCAUUGUUUAACGUGAUAAAUGAAACUAUGUUUCAAUUC
This is a messenger RNA of Salvia hispanica, 1595 nucleotides long. Its product is annotated as strigolactones hydrolase CXE15-like. The record is from RefSeq and is a predicted model, not a curated record. Gene Ontology annotation, molecular function: hydrolase activity. Lineage: Eukaryota; Viridiplantae; Streptophyta; Magnoliopsida; Lamiales; Lamiaceae.